GGCAGGAGAGUGUGAUGGUCGGCGGAGAGAAGAGGAAAAGAAUAAAAAGAAGAGAAUAAAAAGAAGAGAAGCUCACAGUCCAGGUGCUCCACACAGACAGGUGAACUCAUCCAGAUCUGCGCUACCUGUCUGUCUGUCUACCUGUCUGUCUCACCUGAGGAGAGCAGUUCGCCACGAUGAUCCGUCCUCUGCUGAUGUGUUUCGUCCUCUGCGUCGUCUCCGGCGACAGCAAACCCACCGAGCAGAAGAGUCGCGUCCACGACGAGCCGCUCAGCCACCUGGAGCACGACGACGCCAAGAACUACGACUACGACCACGAAGCGUUCCUGGGACAGGACGCCAAGACCUUCGACCAGCUGCCACCUGACGAGAGCAGGCGCCGCCUGGGCAUCAUCGUGGAUAAGAUCGACGUGAACAGAGACGGUUUUGUGUCUGAAGAGGAGCUGAAGGUUUGGAUCCGAAGCGCUCAGAAGAAACACAUCUACGACAGCGUGGAGCAGCAGUGGAAAGACUUCGACAUGAACGAUGACGGCGUCAUCAGCUGGGACGAGUACAAGAACGUCACCUACGGCAGUUACCUGGACGACCCUCAGGCGGACACGGAGUAUAACUACAGUCACAUGAUGGCGAGGGACGAGAGGCGUUUCAAGGUGGCCGACACAAACGGAGAUCUGAUCGCAGACAAACAGGAGUUCACUGCGUUCCUUCAUCCUGAAGAUCACGAGUACAUGAGAGACAUCGUGGUGCAGGAAACGAUGGAAGACAUCGACAAGAACGGAGACGGUUUCAUCGACCUGAAGGAGUACAUUGGAGACAUGUUCACGUCUGAGGACGGAGAAGAAGAACCGGAGUGGGUGGCGUCGGAACGCCAGCAGUUCGCCGAGUUCAGAGACAAGAACAACGACGGAAAGAUGGACAAAGAAGAAACUCUGGACUGGAUCCUCCCGUCUGAUUACGACCACGCUGAAGCUGAAGCCAAACACCUGCUGCACGAAUCCGACAGCAACCAGGAUGGGAAACUGACCAAAGAUGAGAUCCUGAACAAGUCGGACGUGUUCGUGGGCAGCCAGGUGACGGACUUCGGGGAGGCGUUACUACGACACGACGAGUUCUAGAGACGCAGCAGAUUCUGAAAGAGAAAACAUGACUUUACUCAUGUUUCUAUUGAAUAAUUUAUUCUGUUUACAUUUGGAGAAAGGUCAUUUUAUAAUAUUUUUCUAGGACUUUAUAUUGGGUCCAUGUUUGGUAUUGGUUUUCUUUGUACUGGGCUCACACUUUAUAUUUUCUGGUUUUAUAUAUCUAUCAUUUUUGUUUAUGAUGCCACCAAGUGACAAAAGUCAUGGACUGUUUAUGAAUAAACAUGUUGUUCUGCUGUUCGUUUUGAGUAAAGCAUCUCUUUACUAACAAA
This is a messenger RNA of Centropristis striata (black sea bass), 1408 nucleotides long. Its product is annotated as calumenin-A-like. Gene Ontology annotation, molecular function: calcium ion binding. Gene Ontology annotation, cellular component: endoplasmic reticulum. Bases 177 to 1115 code for a protein of 312 amino acids. Lineage: Eukaryota; Metazoa; Chordata; Actinopteri; Perciformes; Serranidae. The record is from RefSeq and is a predicted model, not a curated record. The transcript is spliced from 7 exons.